This is a messenger RNA of Moneuplotes crassus, 1145 nucleotides long. Lineage: Eukaryota; Ciliophora; Spirotrichea; Euplotida; Euplotidae. The record is from the annotation of a GenBank genome assembly.
CCUUGUCAAAUCUUAAGAUGGAAUCGUCUGAUAUAGCAGAGAAAUACACUCGUUGUUACGCCCAUAUGUGGAGAGAUACUUCUGAAGGCCAGUACUUCCCCUUUACUAAUGUAACUUGCUCUAUAAAAGAAGAAACUGGAGACAAACUCAAGAACAAUAGUACCAGCUAUUUGGAUUGUGGCAGGAAUAAUAUAUUAGCCCUAUCAGAGAGUGAUGUCUUUAGAACUCUUAAAGCAGCAGCUUCUCCGGUGUUCAAUGUUGAUAAACUAGUUUACAAUGUCAUAAAGGACAAGUGGUUUAGAGUGCUAGACUUGAAGACAGAUGAACACUCGAACCCUACCUGGGUGAGCUUGGUCGAGAGAGACGGAGUAGAAAUCAUCGAGCUAUUCACACAAGAAGAGUUUGAUCAAUACAAGAACUUUUUAGAAAUAUCUGUUAUCAUCAGCUCUGCUUUUAAAGACAACACUAUUCUUGAAGUUAACCCCAAGAUAUAUGAAAAACUUGAAGUAGCAUUAGAGAAGCCAUUUGAAGGUUUAGGACAGAGAAUUGGAACCUACAAAUUCUUUUUCAAUGGGAAAGAAAUUGAUAAAGGUACAAGCAUUGCAACCAUAGACACUAUCAAUCAAGGAGAUACUAUCUUUGCAACUGAAGGGUUUGGUGAGCCAAGCAAGUUUUCAAGAUUUCCUGAAGGAUCCUAUGAUUCUGAAUGGUACAUGAACCUGAACUAUCACGAUGUGAUUAUAUUCAUCCCUCAACAGGAUAUCAAGCUCUGUGGGUUUACAUCUUUCGCAGCCAGAGAUACUACAGAGUAUCCUUUUAGGUACCAAAUCAACAUCGAUGGAGUCACAGUGGAAAAGGAAGAGAAAAUAGCCACAGACUUUGAAGAUAAGUACUACUGAAGACACAGACUUAACUCAUUGUAUCCAGUCAAAGCAGGCCAGAAGAUAGAAAUUACAGGCUGGACAGCCAAAGACUUCGACAGCUUGAAUGAUUAUGUUUAUAUUUACAGCGGAAAGGGAGGUGAUAAUUACACAGAAAUCGAGAACGAGCACAUGGGCUUAUUUGUUGUUGAAACUAAGAGUCAGAGCUGAAAUUGGACGAAUGUUUCGAUAGGCAAUUUUCCAGAAAUACUUUACUAUUUGUAA